GUCAUCAUGCGCAAGAGUGCCACGGAGGUUUUAUCUAAAAGCAGCGACAAGAAUAGAAGCAGAAGUCAGAGCACUGUCCAGCCACUGCACUUCCUCGUGCACAAGCCCGGCUGCCACUUCGAGAGCUGCUGCGGCGUCUGCAACCUGUUCCCGGGCGUGCUCCUCAUCGCCUUCGCCCAGGUGCUGGUGGGAGCUGUCUUGCUGACGCUACUGACGUCUCACGGUCGGCAGUACGAUGAGAUUCACCAUACACAAUCUACGCAGCUAAUCAGUUUGGCCACCGGCGCGGUGUUGAGUGGAGUCACUGGUGCUGGUCUCCUGCUGAUCGUGGUAGCGCUCACCGAAAACUGCAAGGCCAUGCUGGUGUACCUGCUGGUGGCGUUGAUAGUCAUGAUGGGCAUCGCCACGCUGGGGCUCUUCAAGAUCAACAGAUCAUGCGGCCACUUUAAAGAUGCACCUAAAAUAAAAGACGAGCAACAUCGGCUAGCUAACCUGGCGUGCGUCAGCGGUCUGCUCACGUUUUUCGGUGCCGUGAUAUACUUCUUCUCUUUUGUGGUGGUGUUCAGCUUCUACCACUUCAGAUACGUCCGCCGCGCCAUCAUGCUACACGAGGCCGAGUGCGAGUAGUGCGAGUGACGCGAGGCCCACGGCCGAGU
Molecule: messenger RNA, 656 nt
Organism: Cydia amplana
Lineage: Eukaryota; Metazoa; Arthropoda; Insecta; Lepidoptera; Tortricidae
Exons: 7
Coding region: 7-627 (206 amino acids)
Source: RefSeq, a predicted model, not a curated record